UUUCAAUACUUAAUUAAGAAUCUAAAUAUAUUUGAGAAAAUAAUGGCAACAUCAAAAAGUUGGGAUCCGGAAGAAUAUGGUCUAGACAAGGGAUUUCGAUUGACCAAUUAUACUGGAUUAAAAGGAUGAGGGUGUAAAGUUCCUCAGAAGACUCUGCUCAAACUUCUUGAGGGACUCACCAACGACCAAUCUGUACAAAAGAAUGGAUUACCAACUAUUGGAAUUGGACUUGAUGCUUGUGUUAUACCUUUACGAUUUGGAGACUUUUCAUUGUUACAAACCACAGAUUUUUUCUAUCCGUUAGUGCAUGACCCAUAUGUAAUGGGGAAAAUAGCUUGUGCAAAUGUUUUAAGUGAUUUAUAUGCAAUGGGUGUUUUAGAAUGUGACAAUAUGUUGAUGCUCUUAGGCACGAGCUCAAAAUUUACUGACAAAGAAAGAGAUAUUGUGAUACCACUGAUGAUACAAGGUUUCCAUGAUUUGGCAACUGAAGCCGGUACUUCGGUCACGGGAGGUCAAACUGUAAUCAAUCCUUGGUGUCUGAUUGGUGGUGUAGCAACAUCAGUAUGCAAAAACGAUGAAUUUAUUGUACCAAAUCAAGCAAUUGAAGGGGAUUUACUGGUUUUAACUAAACCACUUGGUACCCAACCCGCUGUUAACGCGUAUCAAUGGAUGGGCGAAGGUAAUCAGCACUGGGACACAAUAAAGGAUAUAAUAACAAAAGAAGAGGCAGAAAAGGCGUACAACACCGCCAUGACACAUAUGUCGAGAUUGAACAAGAUCGCUGCUCAGUUGAUGCACAAACACGGGGCCCAUGCUGCCACUGACGUUACAGGAUUCGGAAUUGUUGGGCAUGCAAACAAUUUAGCAAAGGAACAACUUGAAAACGUUACUUUUGUCAUACACACUUUGCCAAUACUAAGAAAAAUGUACGCUGUAAAUGCGGCAAGUCCAAUAAAGUUUGGUUUGGAUAAAGGAAAUUCAGCUGAAACAUCUGGUGGAUUACUUAUUGCAUUGCCCCGUAACGAAGCCGAACAAUAUUGCAUAGAGAUUGAAAACAUUGAGGGCCAUAAAGCGUGGAUAAUUGGUUCUGUAGAAAAAGGUGAAAAAACUGCAAAAAUCGUCGAGAAACCUGUGAUAUUAGAGAUUGACUGAUAUAGAUUUUAAAAGGUUUGUCUAACAAAGAACAUCUGAUUGCUGCUAUUAAUAAUUGAAAAACAAAUGACAUCCACUUUUUUAUUUUGCAUGUUGCUGCGUUUAGUAAA
Styela clava is the source of this 1262-nucleotide messenger RNA. The record is from RefSeq and is a predicted model, not a curated record. Lineage: Eukaryota; Metazoa; Chordata; Ascidiacea; Stolidobranchia; Styelidae.